AUGGCUGAUUCAGAGACGGCGGCUACAUUUGGAUUGUCCAAGUUGUUGAUGAAGAGAAGGAGAGAGCAUCAAGAAUGUGACAGUAAGCCAGGAGGGAGGGGAUGUUUAGUAUUAGGAAGGAGCAUUUGUUUGGAUAAGAAAGACGAUAGUCAUUUGAAGGUGGUCUGGAGAUAUGUCAGAUCGGGAAUCCCUCUGUGGUUAGUCGUGGUGACCAUUGCUUUGCUGGCGAUUGUGAUGGCUCCGACGAGAAUAUCCCCCAUCACGGAGAAUUUUGAUAUACUCAGAAAGGGAUGGAUUUCAUUGAUGCGUAACUAA
This is a messenger RNA of Sclerotinia sclerotiorum 1980 UF-70, 315 nucleotides long. RefSeq lists its product as hypothetical. Lineage: Eukaryota; Fungi; Ascomycota; Leotiomycetes; Helotiales; Sclerotiniaceae. The transcript has 2 exons. The record is from RefSeq and is a predicted model, not a curated record. Bases 1 to 315 code for a protein of 104 amino acids.